Molecule: messenger RNA, 1832 nt
Organism: Chara braunii
Lineage: Eukaryota; Viridiplantae; Streptophyta; Charophyceae; Charales; Characeae
Source: the annotation of a GenBank genome assembly
GGGGUUGACUCCGUGUAGUGUGUGGGCUGUUGAUUUGUUUUCGUUGGUGUGAUGGCAGUGGGUUCGGUGUCCGAUGGGGAUUUGCAACGCGCCUGCCACGUUUCAGCGGGCUAUGAAUGUGACAUUCCAGAACUUCGUCAACAAGAUGCGGCUAACUCAAGGGAUGAUUAACUUCUGCGUCAUCGUGUACAUGGACGACAUCCUGGUCUACUCAAAAACCUAUCAUGGGCAUGCACAACACAUCGAGUGGACGUUGGGAGCUCUGAGAGAUGUUGGGUUCAAGAUCGCGCUUGAGAAGAGCGAGUUUUUCCUCUCGGAAAUCUCGUUCUUGGGUUACGUGGUGACACGUGGAGGACUACGGCCAGAUUCGAGGAAGGUCGCGGCGGUGAAAGACGCCCCUGUUCCUACGUCACUAACGCAGGAGUACGAUUUCGACAUCAUCCAUCGAAAGACGGAGAGGCACGGCAACGCGGAUGGGAUGACACGUCUGCAUCGACCAGCUAAGUGUGACGAAAGCCCAGUCCCGCACGUCCUUUCACGAACACUAAUGCCCUAUCUGCAGUGGUCGGCUUGUCUUGAAGAGCAGGGAGGGAACAACAACCCGCCAUCGCAAGCCGAGUACCUGAACCCGCGAAGGAUAAUUGACAUCUCCUUCUUCCAGCCUCACACAACCUCCGAAGAUGAAGUACUAACGUUGGAGGAGGAAGAAGAAGAGAACGAAGAAGAGGAUGACGAGGAAGAAGAAGAAGAAACCCCAGAAGAAGGGAGUUACAGCGAGCAUAGCGAGGGAGAGCAGAGCAAAGAAGAAGAAGAAGAGGACGAGGAGCAAGAGGAGUCUGAGUGGGAAAUUUUGGGGGAGGAGGCGAGCCACACAGAGGCCCGAGAGGAAGAUCCAGGGGUGACGGCGAGGCGCAGAGAAGAGAUUGCAGCCAGUAAGCAGCCGCUAGGGUACGCGAGCGGAACGGAUCUGCCAACCUCAGACGAUCCGACCAAGGAUCCGGAGCCGCCCAAGCCAGAGGAUGGGGGCCCUGCUGCCGAGACUUCGAGCGCACCGGCCAGGCAGUGGCGAAGCGGAUCCCCCUCCCCCUCCACCUCCACCCGUCCGACAGGCCUUUCGGUGAGGAGAGAAGAUUUGUGCUACCGGCUCCUCCUUUGCUUUACGAUGUCGAAGGGAAGCUUGGCUGUGCUGGCUGUGGAUAUCAAGGAGUCGACCGACCGAUAAGGCCGACCGGUAGCUUGUGGCGACCAACAGUUACCGCCAGUUGUAAUCGGUCGCCGCUCGCAAGGAAAGGCUCGUUUCUGUGAAGAGCGACGGCUGCCCGGGAAUCGCUCACCAGCGAGAGAGAGUCGUUAUUCAAAAUUUGAAAAAGAGAGAGAGAGAGAGAGAGAGAGAGAGAGAGAGAGAGAGAGAGAGAGAGAGAGAGAGAGAGAGAGAGAGAGAGAGAGUGGUCGCAAGGAAGGCUCCAUCUGAGAAGAACGACGACUGACCGGGAAUCACUCACCAGCGAGAGAUUGUCGUUAUUCAAGAAUUGACGCUAGAGAGAGAGAGAGAGAGAGAGAGAGAGAGAGAGAGAGAGAGAGAGAGUUGAGGAGGAGAUAAACUGAAGAGACAACGAGGUGACUAAUUUGAAUAGAUCACAAUCGAAGGAAGAGGAAGCAGCAGAGGAGCGGGUUGGGUGGUGUGGAGGUGUUGGUGGUGGUGGUGGUCCCCACCACAUAAGCCCAUCGAAAGCUCCGGCGAUGGCGUCCAAGCGCAUCCUGAAGGAGUGGAAGGACCUGCAGAAAGAUCCUCCCACCUCGUGCAGCGCAGGUAUAAUUCCGUUUUCCACCGU